AUGGCCUUCUCUCGUUUGAUCCACUGUCUCGUACUUCUCAUCCUUGUCCUUGUGCUCUCGGUCCGGUACCUUUGCAAUAACGCAGCUGUUCUUCCGCUCCAGCCCAACCCCGUAACUAGUAUCGAAACGAACGCAUCCACUCCAGCCAUGUCUACCGGUCUGAAGUCAGUGGCGUAUUUUGUCAAUUGGGCGAUCUACGGCCGCAACUAUAACCCCCAGGACAUUCCGGCCGACAAGCUGACUCACGUGCUAUACGCAUUUGCCAACGUCCGACCAGAAAGUGGUGAAGUUUAUUUAUCCGACACUUGGUCAGACAUCGAGAAGCAUUACCCCACGGACUCUUGGAAUGACGUGGGCACCAAUGUGUAUGGCUGUGUCAAGCAGCUGUUUCUGCUGAAGCAGCAGAAUAGGAAAUUGAAGGUCUUGCUCUCCAUUGGAGGAUGGACUUAUUCACCCAAUUUCGCCCAGGCGGCUAGCACUGAUGCUGGUCGGGCUAAAUUUGCGGAGACUGCCACUAAAUUGGUCACUGAUCUUGGGUUCGAUGGUAUUGAUAUUGAUUGGGAGUACCCCAAAGAUGAUACAGAGGCACAGAAUAUGGUCUUGCUACUUCAGAAGUGCCGGGAGACUCUGGACGCAACAGCUGGUGCGGAUCGAAAGUUCCUCCUGACCAUCGCUUGUCCAGCUGGACCUGAUAAUUAUACCAAGCUUAAGCUGUCGCAGAUGACGCCUUAUCUGGACUUUUACAACCUGAUGGCUUACGACUAUGCCGGAAGUUGGGACACUGUUGCCGGCCACCAAGCGAAUCUAUAUGCCUCAACUGACAAGCCAGCAUCGACCCCAUUCUCCACCAGUCAGGCCGUGAAUUACUACAUGCAGACUGGCGGGGUUCCUUCGUCCAAAAUCAUUCUGGGCAUGCCGCUGUAUGGACGUGCCUUUACCAACACCAACGGACCCGGCACCGCUUAUUCGGGAGUCGGAGAAGGAAGCUGGGAGCAAGGUGUCUGGGACUACAAAGCCCUCCCCAGAACGGGAGCCACCGAAUAUGUAGAUGCCACCCUGGGUGCAUCCUGGAGCUAUGAUCCCACGGCACGCACUAUGAUCUCCUAUGACAAUGUGGCCGUGGGCGAGAUCAAGGUGAACUACAUUAAGCAGCUUCAGCUUGGUGGUGGAAUGUGGUGGGAGACCAGCGGCGACAAGGGAGGCAAGACCGCAAACAAAUCUGACGGCAGCUUGAUUGGCACCUUUGUGGAGGGAGUUGGGGGUGUGUCGAUGUUGGAUCAGUCGCAGAACGUUCUUUCCUACCCCGAAAGCAAGUAUGACAACUUGAAGAACGGUUUCCGGUAG
Molecule: messenger RNA, 1344 nt
Organism: Aspergillus sclerotioniger CBS 115572
Lineage: Eukaryota; Fungi; Ascomycota; Eurotiomycetes; Eurotiales; Aspergillaceae
Product: glycoside hydrolase family 18 protein
Exons: 7
Coding region: 1-1344 (447 amino acids)
Biological process (GO): chitin catabolic process; carbohydrate metabolic process
Cellular component (GO): extracellular region
Molecular function (GO): chitinase activity; chitin binding
Source: RefSeq, a predicted model, not a curated record